AAAAACUGUUUAAAACAUUUUUCUGAAAAGACUACUGUGUCAACAAUGUUGCUGCUUGAGGAGAUGCAGACUAGCAUAUCUAAACAUGUAGGUAUAGACAAGCAUAGUGGAUCUCCGGUCUUCUAGGUGAUAAAAACCAAUGUAACCCGAAAAGGAAAGGAAAGGAUAUUGAUUUGAAAUCUUCAUGACUCGAAUGUUAGACCUUUAACCCUUUCUGCCACACGUUAAGCGGUUGGAAAAAUGAAAAUAGAGACGUUCAUGUGGAGUUGUGCUUUUCCAGAAGUUUUGACAUGAAAGCGCAGGUGCUCCGACGAUGGUUUUGCCUGCUCAUCCUGAGCCUUCCUCCGCUAGUUUGGUUCGCACUUGUGAUCACACGGAACGAUGCAUCGGCAAAUGCACUGAACUCGGAACUGAAGGGCUACACGAGGAUCAGCCCCAGUAGGACGGAUCAGGUGAGAUCCAGGAACCAAGCGAGGAUCACACAAGAGCUUUUGAACAUUCACUGCAACCACUGUGCCUUAGUCUCCAGCUCUGGUCAGAUGCUUGGAGCUAGUGCUGGAGAGGAGAUUGACAAAACUGGAUGCGUGAUCCGGAUGAACAAUGCGCCCACCAGAGGGUACGAGAAAGAUGUCGGGAGCAGGACCAGUGUUCGGGUUGUGUCUCACACCAGUGUCCCCCUUUUGGUAAAACAUGAGAAGUUUUAUUUCCAGCAGUCGGCAGACACAACAUAUGUGUUCUGGGGUCCUGAGAGGAACAUGAGACAAGAUGGGAAAGGACAAAUCUUCAAUCUUCUCCUAAAGAUGGCGAUAAAGUAUCCAAAAGUGAAAAUAUACGCCGUGACCAGAGACAAGAUUCAGAACUGUGACAGUGUGUUUCAGAAUGAAACUGGAAAAAACAGAAUGAAAACAGGAGCGUUUCUCAGCACUGGAUUCUUCACAAUGAUUCUGGCUAUAGAAAUGUGUGAGAGCAUCAGUGUUUAUGGAAUGAUUGACAAUAACUAUUGCAGCCGAGCCAAUCACAGUGCUGUUCCUUACCAUUACUACGAGCAAAGCAGAAUCGCUGAGUGCAGGAUGUACAAGGUUCACGAAAACACCCAACGCGGAGGUCACCGCUUCAUCACUGAGAAAGCCAUUUAUGCUAAAUGGGCAACACGCAACAAGAUAGAGUUUAAACACCCCUCUUGGGACCUCUGAGGAAUGACAUCCUAAAACUAAGAAGAUGCUCCUCUCCUGGAUUUAAGUCUUGCACGCAGAAGAUGUUAGUGUUGCCUACAUUGGAUCUCUAUCAGUUUUGUAAAAACUGUGAAACAAAAAGCUUUCUCUAAAAAAGAGCUACAUUUGCUCAUUUCAUCUCAGCCUCAGAUUUCAGCUCAUACAUAUUGUUCCUUUCAAUUAAGAUUUAAAGCAUUUAACUGCUAACAUAGUGUCCCUUUCAGUAUUAUUGAAUAUUUCUAAUCAUGGAUAGCCAUAUAUCAGUAUGGAUACUGAUAAAAAACAAAUUAAGACACAAAACUAAACAUAUAUAGUUUAGACCAAAGCUUCCAACUUUCUUAGUACCUGUGCCUUGACUUUCAGUAUUAUUCUGCACAAUGCUUUCCUUUAAGCUGCAGUCUGCCUGUGUAAAUAAUAGCCACAAUACUGCAUGCACCUUUCCUCUUUCAACCUGCAAGUUUGUAGGGCUGUGACUAACAAAUGCUGGUCAAAGUGGCAUUUAAUAUUUUGAAUAGCAAAAGUCGCGUUGUGUAUACUGAAAAUAGGAAUGCUUUUUCCAUGGAAAAACCAAAACUUUUUGUUUGUUUUUUUUAGCUUUUUUAAAGCUUUUUGCAGAUUCAGGUGAUGCUCCCCUAAAGCUCUUACUGUAAUUUUGUAAAGUUUGAUAUGAAUGGGUUAUGUUUUGCCUUAUUUGUGCAGUUUAUUUAAAAUUAUGUACAUGUUAACGUGAACAGCGUCCAGAUAUUUUCAUGUGCGUGCCAUCAGACAGCUUUUACAUGUGGUUGUGGUAGGUACACUGGUUAGCAUUUUGGUUGUCAGCUCAUAUAGCCUCAAACCAUGUCCGUCAACACAAACAUGACUUUGAUCUGUGAGGAAUGUUUGUAUCCGAGCAGGCACAUAACUUCAGAUGUCCUCUCUCUGCAGCACUUUAAGCAUCAGUGACAGCAGCAGGGUGAUUUACAGCUCUGCAGCUUUAACACUGAUAACUGUCAAAAAAUGCGAACAUUAAAUACAAUGAGAAUGGCAAAAGAAUACCAAGACAGCCAACAAUUAUCCGUGGUUAAUGUGCAUAAUAUGUGCUAGUGGUGAGAGUAAAGGAAGCCCAACAUGGCCUCGUUCUACAAGAGAGGUCUAAGUUUUAGUUUUAAAGGAAGCUUAAACCAGUUGAAACAGCUACACUGGUUGUAAUGUCAAGUCAAUUCUACUCACUCUAUGAUAUGACUUAAUAUAAAUAUUUUCUCCACAGUCAUUUCACCUAAUUUGGUCUUUAUCAUUAAGUAACUUGUUUAAUAGUUUGUGUAAAUAUGUAAUUAUUUAAGCUGUGUGCUGCCAACAAGAAGCUUCCAGAACAUCAUAAUGAGAAGAAUAUUGUUCCAUGUCUACAGUUAGGAAAAAAGUCUGUGGUGCAUUGUUACUAGUGGCAAUCCUGCUUUUUAGAUGUGGUCUUGAUGGAAAUGCUCAGUGAUCUUUGUUGUCAAUCAUCUUGCAAACUUUGACAAAGCACUCAGAAGCUCUUGCUCCUCUGGGUUGAAGGUUUUCUCCCCCUCUAUCAUGAUUUGGCUGGCAAUCAUAAUGACCAAGAUUUUAAUAAGAUAAGAUUGACCGUAUAUAAUGACAACCAGAGAACACAGUAACUGAAGCUAAAUGAAUAUCUGACAGUUUUGUGUAGAACGAAUCUUGAUGUCUUGCUUUUACUCUAAAUGUAAUGGCUUAAUUAAAUUAACACAAACCGACAUUGCUUAUCUUCAUACACCCUCUUUAAAAGUGUUUACAGUUUAUGUUUCUGCCUGUUUUGACAUAGCCCUGCCUUGUCAGUUAUAUAAUGCUUAUUUUGUGACUAAUUCCAAAGACUGCAACAGUAUUUGCACUUCUGAGCUAAAAUUUUGCUUUAAAGUAAUUCUCAAGUAUGACUUGUAAUAAAAGUGUAUUACUCAUCAUGCGUUUGUAAUUACAGUAGGAUACACACUGCAAAGAACUUGAAUGUAAACUUGAACAAUGUCCAGUGCUAGAGUGAUGUGUCAGUAUGAAUAAAUCUGCUGUAAAAUAUG
This is a messenger RNA of Melanotaenia boesemani (Boeseman's rainbowfish), 3259 nucleotides long. It is a transcript of the gene st6galnac4, whose product is annotated as ST6 (alpha-N-acetyl-neuraminyl-2,3-beta-galactosyl-1,3)-N-acetylgalactosaminide alpha-2,6-sialyltransferase 4. Gene Ontology annotation, molecular function: alpha-N-acetylgalactosaminide alpha-2,6-sialyltransferase activity. The record is from RefSeq and is a predicted model, not a curated record. Gene Ontology annotation, biological process: oligosaccharide metabolic process; ganglioside biosynthetic process. The transcript has 5 exons. Bases 291 to 1193 code for a protein of 300 amino acids. NCBI's taxonomy places the organism in Eukaryota, Metazoa, Chordata, Actinopteri, Atheriniformes, Melanotaeniidae.